AUGCGGCGGCGGCGGAAUGGCGCUGGGCGCGUGAUUUUGAACAAACGCGGAACCUGCCGCAGCUGCUGCUGCUGUUGCCGCCGCCGCGAGCAGCCGCUGCCGUCACGGCGACCAGCCGGCCGCGCGCGGGAGCGAGCCCGGGAGCGCGCGGGCGGCGUUGUCAUUACGGUGGGGCCGGCGCGGGGGGGUGGAAGAGACCGAUGUGAAGCGGCGGGGCUGCGGCGGGCGCAGGUGAGCGCUAGGCGGGCCGAGCGGGGGGCGGGUCGCCUGAGGGGAAGGAAGGGAGAAGCGGCGCAGCCCUGAGGCGCGGGACCCACCGGCCGCCUCCUUCUCCCUUCGCUGACAGGACGAGUCUGGCCGGCUUGUGGGGUGGGCGCCUGUCGGGAAGGGAGGCUCAGUACCGGCCCUUCUCCCUCCUCCUCCGCCUCCCCUCAGGAUUAUAAUAUUUUUAAUUGUCAUCUAUCUGUCAGUGACAAAGGGGUUCGGGACCCCUCGGCGGAGGCAGGGGGUUUUAGGCCCGGCAGGAGCUGCGCGGAAGCCCCGGGGUAAUAUUUCGGCCUCGGAGCCGCGACGAGCCGGUGCCUCCAGGAACGAGGGAGGAGGCUUCGAUGUUUUAUUUCCAAAUUGCUUCUCAUUCCUCUGUCAAGGAAGGCCGCGGGGAGUAGGGAUUUGCCCCAAAAGCGGGGUGGGUGGGCUGGUGGCCAGGGUUGAGGCUGUGAGUUGUAAGUCCUGGGUAAAGACUGGGCAGAAGCGACUAACAAAUUCAAUAAAUAAGAGCAAGAAAGGGAAAGAAGAGUCUCGUUUUGAAAUAACGAGUUCGAUCUCAUUCUUCAGUCCGAUGGCUGCUGCUCAAGGAGGUCUGCUUUUGGCGUAUCGUAGAGCAGGGCAAAAACUUUACAAUUCCCAAUCACGGAUAUUUAUUUGUCCAGAAUUUAACGCAAGUGGAAGUGUUUUGCUCUGUUGCUGAAACAGGAGCAGAAUAGCUGGCCUCAAGCACCCCUCUCUUUCUCACAGGAAACCACGGUUUAACAGGGACUUUAAUCUUUAUGGCAGUCAGCUGAGUUCCCUGUGUUUAUUGUAUGGGAAGUCGUUGGCCUCUUCUCUUGCCUUACAAUCUUAUCAGACCUGGGCGUUGAAUGGUGUAAAGAGCAAGCUGUUAUUGGUGAACUGUCAAAGAUUGCUGGACUGUGGCUUGACUGAUGUUCAAUAAUACAAAGUAGCUUUUCUAUUUGAUUCGUAAGAAAAUGGACUCUUACCUUCUGUCUGUCUGUUCCGUUUCUCUUGUCUAAACAGCUAGUGCAUAUCUUGAUGGCAAUAGUACUUCGAUUUUUAUAAUGUAGAUAUUAGAAAGAAAUGUUAAAUACAUAUUUUGUUUUCCCUCUGAUCAAAAUAUACAAAAAUCCAACCAAAUCCAUUCAUUGUAGAGAAGCCAGUUCACAAAUUAAGCAGCUGUUAUUUAAAAUGCAUUUCUCCUGUCAAAACCCAGUAUAUAUAAUUCUAAACUUACAAGUAUUUAUACACGUACGGUAAUCUUGAAAUCAGAAUGGUAGAACUAACAAUACCUUUGUAAGUUGCCCAUUAUGAUCCAUUUACUAGCAGAGGGCAAAUGAGCCAAUGGAGCAAUAACUUUGAGCAGUGUAUAUUGCUAAGUAUAAACAAGGAAGCUAUAUUUCAACACUAUCAGUGGUCCAGUAUUAUAACAAUUGCUUUCCAACUAUGUUGAUUCUGGAAAAUCAACAAAAAUGCACUUGGGAGGGAAAGGUGAAUCUAUUGACAGUGGUGCUCAAUGAUGAAAUACCAAUAAAUUCUAUAAAAUUAUAUCCAAUAUUAGUCAUACUUUCAGUAGACAUAGUGAAAUCAAAGGAUUUAAGUCUAUUGAUUUGUGGGCAAGCCACACUACAUAUUUCUGAAACCAGUUAAAGCAAUACAAUGUAAGCACAGGAAAAAGGGAAACAAAAAAUACUCCUAUUAAAUAAUAAGUGCAAUACAAAACUGACCUCAAACAAAUUAUAUCGCCUCAUGUCUAAAAGCUUGGUGAAAUAAGUCUUUCACUUACGCAAAUGCCAAAAACACUUGAAGAGAAAGACUUCAUGCAAGUUUUUAUACACCAGUGCUAGAAGCCUCGGAACCAAGAUAGGUGAACUGGAGGGCUUGGUCUUGGAAGAUGGCAUUCAUAUAGUGGGUAUAUGAGAGGGUAUAAACUCUAUAGGAAGAACAGGGAAAGAUGCACUGGAGGUUGUGUUGCUCUGUACAUCAAAGAGGGCAUUGAGUGCAGCAAGCUAGAAAUCCUCAGACAAGGCACAGAGAAAGCAGAUAGAGAAAAGUUUUUCUCCCUCUCGCAUAACACUAGAACUCAUGGAUAUUUGAUGAAAAUUCAGAACAGAUAAAAGAAAGUAUUUCUUUGUGCAGCACACAUUUAAACUAGGGAACUUGCCUCCUGUCGGAGGCUGUCAUGGAAACCAGCUUGGAUGGCUUUACAGGAGGAUUAGACAAAUUAAUGGAGGACAAGACUAUCAACAGCCACAGUGGUUCUGUUCUACUUCCACUGUCAAAGGCAGUAUGCCUCUGAAUAAGUUGCUGGAAAUUGCAAGUGGGCAGAGUGCCGUUGUGUUGUCAUGUCCAGCUUGCAGGCUUUCUGUAGGUAUCUGGUUAGCCACUGUGAGAACAGGAUGGACCAUUGGCCUGAUCCAGCAGGCUCAUCUUAAAUUCUUAUUUAACCUUGCAGGAGAAGUCCUGUAGUUGCCUGAUGCUAUUCUCUGCUGAAACUCCUCAGAGAUAGGAGUGGAGCCACUAUAAAACAGCAUCAACAACUCCAAAUUCAUGCCAUGAUCCAUGGCAUCAAAAGCCACUGAGAUGUCAAAUAGAACCAAGAGAGUUGCACUUCCACUAUGCCUCUUCCAACAAAAGUCAUUGAUCAGGGUGACCAAGGCUUGCUGGUUUUCCACAGGCAUCUGGUUUGACCACAGUGAGAACAAGAUGCUUCAUUAGAUGGGUCAUUGGCCUAAUCCAGCAGCUUUAUGUUCUUAUGCUCUUAAGGUAGUUUUGUUCCCCAAACCAGGCCAGAAGUCAGAUUCAGCUGGGUCCAGAUAUUACCAACAGGCCUUAAAGUGUAUACUCUCAUUGACUCUGCUGUAGAACCCAAUUAAGAAAACUCUUGACCUUCAUAGCAUCUCUGCAAUCAGAUUCCAGAGUCUAGUUUAAAACAGCUAAAUUCAUGCAAGUGUACCAGAUAAUUGAUGCAUAGAAUAUGCAGAAUAUUUGCUGCUUUCCAGUUCACAGUGCAUGGACAGGUUUGCCAGGAUAUUUUUGUGGAAACUUUAAAAUAGUUGUUUGCCUCAUGGGAAUGACUUGCAGAAGUAGUUUGAUAAAUAUAUAAAUAUAUAUAAAAUGGAUCUAAUACUGUAGUGGCAUGAUGUAUUGGCUCUAUUCAAUUUUCUCAGGAAGGUUCAACUACUAUACAACAUCAAAUACCUACAUUUAAUUGCAAGAGGCAUUGCAGCUUUCACCAAUGAAUUGUUGAGAAUAGUACUUUAUUGGGUGUCAAAGUCUAAGUUAACAGAAAAGGCAUUACAGUUCUUGAUAUGGGAAUUUAUUCUUAAACUAUUUUGCUAUGCUGAAUUGGCUUGAGUGUCACACUUGAGAGUUUUGCUCCUGAACAGUGAGUCAAAACUGAGACAUGAACAAUGGAGUUAGUUCUUAAGUAGUGUAAGAUCUGAUCUGUCAUUAACAGUAACUUGUAUCUUGGCAGUUGAAGGGAUACUGUGGUUAUAAAUUGUGUUGUGUAGAAUGUAUGGAAUGAAAACUCUUUGAAGUGAGAAUCUCAGUAUAGUUCCACUUCUCACACACUCUUGGAAGCAGUUUCCCAUGUUCAGUGUGAUGUUCUUCUAUGUGAGUGAGUUUGGGUUUGUUUGCUCUUUUUUAAGGGAAAAAGCAAGCAUAAAUGAUUUUAGGUGGAAAAACAAUGUUUUUCUCCAUCAGUUUUGCCUAGAAUAGUGUAUUAAAGCAUUUUCAUGCUGAUUUCUUUAUUAGCCAUGAGAUGGGCAAAGUUUUCUUUUAAUUUUACUAGAAGAAUUGCUGGAAGCUUUCCCCCUUUCCCCUUAAAAAGCCUUCCUGUGUCAAUGUUAAUCAAUGUAUGUUGUUCAUAGUCAUAAUACACUGGUAUUUACUUUUUAAGGGCAGGUAAUAAAAGGAUGAGAGAGCUUUGGUUGGAUGAAAAAUCUAUAUAUACACCAGAUGCACCGUUACUUCUUAUUCAUCCUGUCCGCACACGCCACCUUUCAUCUCUCCCGAUUCUUAGUCGACUAAUAAACCAUUUGGUCUGCAAUCCUAUACCCAUUUACCUGGGAGUAAGCCCCACUGAACUCAGCGGAACUUAUUUCUGAGUAUAGGAUUGCACGGCCAGGCUUUUAAGGUGCCGUGGAAGUGCAGCUGGUUAGCCCGGCUUCCCUUCUGAAUUCCGUCUCGGAGCUGGAAUCCACCCUCGUUUCCUGGACAAGGGGCGCAAAACCCUUUGCGGUUGCGUGGACAGGGAGUCCUGCCCUGGCCGGAGCGCGCGUUUCUUGUAGGUCAGCGCCCGCGUCGUUCCUCCUUUUCCCGGCGUGGGCCGGGCUUCCCCUCCCCUCCGGUGGGAGUGGCUCUAGCAAAGGGAUCGGGGCGGAGGGAGGAGGCUGAGGUUGUUGCUGAGCUGGGCUGUGAUGGUGAUGACGAAGUGAAAAUGGCGGAUCUUUCGAAAUCCUAUCCCGGCCCCUGACAUACCAGCGACAGCACCUAAACAGCCUUGAGAGGCUCCCCCCAACUCCUCCGCUCGCUGCUGCCAGAAACCUCCCUCUCCUCGUCUUUUCGUCCCAACUCCCGGGCAGCCGCUUUGCAGCUAUCCAGACACUUCUGGUGGAAGCUCCCUCCUCCCCUCGGGCUGGAACUUAACCCUCCUGGAAGGAGUCGGUGGCUGCGCCCUGGAGAGGGGUGAGAGACGCACCAAGCAAGGCCUGGGCAGGAGAUUGGGGGAGAAGGGGAAGCCUGCAACGCUGGGUUGGGUGGCUUGCUGUACGGGAAAUCCAGGUGUUUUCAAAUGUAACCUAAAUAGUUAACCUGGCUGGAAAAGAAGGAAGUAUUUGGAGCUGCUGAGGCCUAACUCGCCUUUCAAGGUCUCGCUUGUACUGUGUCUGAUGUUGCAUUCUUGAGAGUUCGGGUAGCGCAAGUGAUGUUCAUAUGGUGGUCAAGGAGAAAUCUGCAGAACAAAUUACUGGAUUGAUUGCGCCUACUCUGCUUAGGAGCGCAGUGAAGAAUGUUAGUAUGCAAAGCUGCUCGUGGGACACUAAUGAUUUUUAAAAUUAGCUGCUUGCUUUCAGGGGAGUGUAGUCGCAUACAUCAUAGGUGUGCUUUAGUGGUCACUUCCAAAUAUAUAUAAUUAACAGGAAGUGUUGCAAUGGGCAGAAAAUAAUAACUUCACAGCAUGAUAGAUAAUUAAAGCUGGGAAUUUAAAAAUGUAUCCCCCUUAACCUUUGAAAGGUGGAAAAGGUCAGUGCAGCAGUAAUGAUUCAGAUGGAAAAUUAAUGUUUGGUUUUGGUUUUAAUUCCAAAUUUUGUUAUGAAAAGGUGUAAAGCAAUAUAUUUUGUAAGUGUAAUCUAGUUACGUUAGGGUAGCUGGGAUUUCUAGCACAAUAAGGCAAAUGAUAAUUGGUGUCAAGGAACACAGUCUGAAAAUAUGUUUUUGUUUAAUUACACUGGGUGGUAUCUGACUAGCUCAUACUCUGAAUACACCCACUGAAAUCAGUGGACUAAGUACUGUAAUGAUUAAGUACAUUGAUUUCAGUGGGCCUACUCUUGAUUAUGAAUUAGUCAGAUGUCAGUGUCAGUGUUAUUUACCCAGUGACAGCACUAAAAUGUACACAAUAAAUGUGACUCCUUUUUCUGAGGGCUAGGUCCACGUUCAGGUUCGAUAUAUGCAUGUGUCAUUCCUCUCUCCACUCCCCUAUCUAUGAAAUUGAGUAUUUCUCUGUGAGUGACCUCCUGAUCAUUUUUGUUGAUUGAAAAGCGACAAAUAAAUGUGUUAAAUAAGUAUUUAAAAUGGUAUCUUCUAAACUCUAUAGGUUCUGAAAUAUGAGAUUCAUAUAUUAAAUAUACCAACCACCUUAUUUCUAGGUGGGUUUAUAUCUUGUAUCAUUUUUAAUUAAAGACAUUCCAUGCGAAUUUUAAAACUGUGUUAACUGUUAGUGUGGGAUAGCUUUGUAUCAGGAAACAAUUAGUUACAUCUGCAGGUGGACCUACUUUGCUUCUCCUCUGGUGUAAGAAAGAGCGACAAGCCACGACCCCUGGUUUAGAGUUACAUCCAAACCAGGAUUUGUUGUCUCACAGCUCCCCACCCCCCAAUAAAUCAUGAAGUUAAACCAAGGUUUGCUCUUAGCUUACCAGUAGUGUUUUUGAACAAAAAAACCCCUCAUGAUUCCUGGUCCAAACAUAAGUCAGGGAUCAUGGUUAGUUGUUUCUGCUCACACUAGGAAGGAGUAAAUCAAGAAUUAUCUGUGUUUAGGGCAAACCAUUAACUGUAGUUUACCCUGAUGUAUGGAAUGGAAUGUAAGUUAUUAUUUAUAUUUUACUUCUCUGCAAUCAUAUUUGGAGCUUGCAACAAAGUAACAGAGAUAUACCGCAUUUUUCCGUGUAUAAGACUAUAUUUUCUUCAAAUUUUUAAAGUUUAAAAUUGGGGGUCUUAUACACAGAAUGUUUAAAAUAUUUAUUUCUAAAUCAAAAAAUAGGGGGCGUCUUAUAUAUGGGGGCAUCUUGUAGACAAAAAAUACGGUAGUUCAAAAAAAUAGUUAACUUAAAUAUGAAGCAUAUCUAUAUAGACACCUUAGUAGAAAAUAUUUAGAAUUCUGGAUAUUCCAGCUGUAUUUUUUUUUAUGCUUCAUAUGUUACAUAGUUUCCUAUAUUUUAUUGGGGGGGCUAGUAGAAUUCUGGAUAUUUAGAUCACCAUAUAAGCUAUAAAAUAGGAUUCAAUGCAGAAUCUGUAGGGUGUGCAAAGGUGUUUAAUUUAUUGGUUGAAUACUGGAGGUUCUUGCAAAAAUAAUUAAAAUUAAAACUUUUAAAAUUAUUUGAAUAAAUAAACAACUUUCUUUAAAAGUAAGCCAUUUUCCUCUUGGGAUUUGUGUUUAUUCCCUUGGGUUUGAAAUGUCAAAAGCAGACUCCCCCAAUUUGGAAUGCUCCAUGUGCUUUGGGCUACAACUCACCUAAUCUCUGGCCAUUGGACAAGCUGGUUAGAGCUAAUGGCAGUUGUACUUCAAAAUGUCUGAACGGCCUCUGGUGGGGAAAGACUGCUGUAGAGGAUUGGAAAUUUGUAUUUUCAUAAUUUUCCAACUUUCAUUUCUGGACACCUUGUGAUAUUGCAAGUAUUUAUAUUUCUUAUGAUACGAUACGGUGAGUACAAUGUUUCACCAGCCAUUGUUUGGCAUCAGUGAAGCUUACUAAGAUCUUAUACAAGCUUCAGCUUUCAGACUUAAUUUCUAAUUCCGUUUUCAGUACAGUACACAGCAAAUUGAGCAAGUCAUAUACAAAGUAGCCUUGCAGUUUUAGUGCAAGGCUUUUAGCAGCCCAAAAUAAAAUUUAGGGUAGCCUUUCAUUUGUUACAAGUCACAUUUUUUUACCACAGAAUCGGAGCAAGCAGCGACCCUAAGAAAACUCAAUUACCAUUUCCUCUGAUUCAGUGGUAAAAUGUGAGUUUUUCUGGGAAAAGCAUCUUGACACACACACAUACACACCCUAAAAAACCCACACCACCACUCAAAUACAGACCUGUGCCUACAAAAGCAGCUGAAAGGUAACUGAAUGAGCCCUUAGUUAAAGCUAACGGUGCUUCGUGGAAGAAGCACAUAGGACACUCAGUCUUUUCACCAUAUUUAUGAGACUAGGAGGCAUUGCAUGUAGGCUGUUAAACAUAUUGCAUUGGUUCUGAAGGAUCUGCACUGGCUGCUGGUUUGCCACUGAAUCAAGUUCAAGUGCUUGUUCUGUCAGAUAAAGCUCUACACAGCGGCUUCUACAUACACCUGCCUGUUGGUUACAACCUUCUGGAUACAGUACAAUAUUCCCUCUUAACUGAGCCACGUUUACCACAAAUUUGCUGCAUGGCAACAUGUAAGAGGACUUUCUUUGAUUGGUGCCUGAUACUAGAAUGCCUUCCCAUCUCAUGUAUGACUUAUGCCAACCCUUGUGGAUUUUUGGUGCCAGUUAAAAAUUAGUUGAUGUUGUAACAUUUUAUCGAGAUUUCAUUAUGUUUAUUAUAUUUUAUCCUGCUCUGGGGUUCUUUUAGUGAAGGGUGGGCUAGAUUUUUGAAGUAAAUAAGUAAAGCAUAUGCUGCAAAGAUAAAUCAAUGCUUUUAAUUGUUCUAUCCUCCCUAGUGAACCUUCUUUCUAAUGGCUGUGACCUUCAAUAUUAUCUCACUCUUUUAAAUCUUUAUUGCUUAUGAAAUGUUCCAGACUUGGUUUUCAUUUUAGGAUUUGUACUCCCAGAUUGUACUUCUCAUAUUGCUGUUGACAUGGGAAAUAACUGGAAAUUUUCUGAUCUUGAAAGGACUCUUGCUCUGCCUUUGAGGGAGUAUAUUAGAAUUCGAGUUCAUACUUCUGUAAGGGUUGCUUUGGUACCAUGCUCAAUACACCAGUACGGUAUGUUUCCCUCUGCCUAGGUAGUUAUAAAUAGUGCUUUUGUAUAGGACUUUCAUGCUGAAUUAAAAUACCCUUUUAUGAUCCCUAAGGGUCUACCAGCUGUUACCUCUGGCAAACCCUUUGCCAUGCUGAAAUUGUACAGCGCCAGCUCUCCUGGGGACAAGGGAAUCUUAAUCAUUUCAGGAUUAUGUUGAAAGAUAAAAUGUAUGCAUUUAUGAGACUUUUAACCUGCCUGCGCAACUGGAAUUUGCACAUCCCACAGACAAAUGGUUAAGGUAGUCAGUGAUUUUACUUUAUCAGUAUAUCUUAGAUUUUUAUAGUAAUUGCCUUUUUAUAUAUAGAAAAAAACUGACAAAAAUGUAUAUUAUAUAGAUUCCACAAACAAUAAUUUUGCUGUUAAUCUUUAGGAAUUAAGGGCUUUAAUUCUCAUUGGUCAACACCCCUCUUCCUUAGGAUACUUGAUUCCAAACCACCACUUUUAGCUCAGUCAGUAGAGCAUGAGACUUAAUCUCAGGAUUAUGGGUUUGACCCCCAUGGUUUGGACUAGAUUCUAUGAUUCUAAGCCUUUGUCAAAAUGGAACUAUAAUGUCAGGGGAUCAAAAAUACCUGCUUAAUGAGUUAACUGAAACUAUGGGCUCCUCACUUUUAAAGGAAGGUGUUCUUUUUGAUAAUGGAAAAGCUGGAGCAUGCCUUUUGAAAUCCACAUUGUUUAUUUGCUUUGACUAGCAGAAACAAUGCUUAUGCUAAUAUAUUAACUUCCUUUGAAAUGACCACAGUGAAAUUUAUUGUGCUUACCUGUCUUGUUCCAUGUCCAGCUAAGGUAGUAAUAUGUGCUUAUUUUCUAAAUUACCGCUAAGUCAAUCACAGAAGAGUAUUUGCAAUUGUUCUAAAAAGCACUUGCCUGCCUGAGAGUCAUCACUGCUUGGUGCUAUUUUAUUUGGCUACAUUCCCACUGCAAGUGAAUGGUGAGGUUAAAAAGUUUCCUGUGCCUAGUAGACCUCAGAUCAGUUCUAAUCCUGUCCUCUGGUAUCCUGCCUACAUGUAUAUAAAAAUUUACUGAAGUUGCGACGUCUAUUCUGAAAUAAGCACAUCAUGAAACUGUAUCUCAGACUCUUGUAUAUUCUGUCAUCCUAGAGCUGGAUCUGAAAGCCAGAGCUAGAGCGGACCUUGGAUAUGUCACAAGUUUAUAAAACAAAAGCAACUUCUUUUGGAGAGGUAGGUGGGGGUUCAUUGCAAGAGAACCUCAGUUAUCUGGAUUAAAGUUAACACUGCUUCAUAAAAGCAUUUAUUUCAAUCUUGCCUCCAUCUCCUGAACCUGCAAGUUAUUGUAAUUUUCAGCUCAUUUGGGUAUAAUCAGUGGAAAACUCACUUCCCCCUUCCUUUGUGUUACAUUCAUGAACACACUGUCCUUGUUCUGUACUCUGUUUUGGCUGUUAGUCAUAAAAUUAUACAAAUCGAGCCAUAAAGCAGCUUUGUAAUCAAUGAACAAAACAUCCAGCAUGCUAUUAAUUCAUUUGAAUACCUUCUAAAGUGCUAAUCUUUUAAUUAUGCAUGGAGAUUUUAUAUAAAUGCCCUCGUUGUGGCCUGUUCAGGUUAGUAAGUGCUGCUGUUGCUCCAUCCUGACAUCCAGCAUUAGUAUUAUGCACAAAGAAAAAAUAAAAAAUUAUUUGGCCAGACAUUGUGACCAUAAAGUAUAUUUUGGCCGUAUGGAAACUAUUAUUGCUCCUUAUUGUACUUGAUUUGAUUCAGUGGUUUUAAUGAAUGUUUACUGGUGUAUAGCUUUUUAUUACUGUAGUUGUUUAGCACUCUGUGCUGUAGGAAGGCAGAGUAUAAAAAUGUUGAAAGAAUGAAUAAACUAGUGAGAGGGUACAGGGGCAGUCCCAUGUGACAAAACAGCUCAUGGAAUAAGGCAAAGGGCAGGGAAGAGGUAUGGUCUGUAUAGGCACAGCUCCUGUCAAUUGUUGCUAAAUUGCAUUUUUAUACACUGUAAAUGUAAACAUUUUGUGGUUUAAGACUGUGCAUCCACCAGUGUGCCUUGGGUAUUGUGUAUUUUGGAACAUUAUUCUAAAUUUUAUUUUUUCCUUCUCUGGCUAACUAAUUUGUAGUGGGUGUACGUUUUAAAUCUGAGUUUUUCUUCUGUCACUUCAUGUAAACGCUCCUUUCCACACUGAAUCUCAGAUUAGCUGAAUUUUGCAGGUUUUACAAUUUCAUUAGCAUUCUUCCUACCAAUUAUUGAAGAAGUAGGCUAUUUUCUCAGCUUUUCUCCCUGUGACAUUUUCAGCCGUACAAAAAUAACAUUAUUAGCUGCUUGAAAAACUCUUAAUCUGGUUUGUUAUUAAAUAGCUUGUUGAAGAUGUUAAGUACCUUGGAUGAUCAAUUUUAAUGUGCACGUCUGUGCAAUUAUCUCAUUAUAGUUGAUAUUGUGGUUUUUGCGCUCAGCUGUUCUGGAGGUGUGUUCUUUCCAUAGAACAUUUACCUGUUCUUGAAAAUAUUGGGGGGGGGGUCCAGUAACCUUGAAAAUCAGUUUCGAUUAAGAGUUUUGAUGUGUGAGGUGGUUGAACAUCAUAUUUAUGAAAGGGAUUUCCACAUGUUCUAUGAGAGGGUGCUUGAGAGAAAGCCUAGAGGUAGAGAGACUUGAAAUAGUACUUAAACAUUAGAAUUUUGUCAGUUUGGGACUGGAUUUAUAAGGAGCAGCUUGCUUAUAACAUCUGAAAUAUUCCCAUCAUCUUUAGCCCUAA
Molecule: messenger RNA, 11388 nt
Organism: Podarcis lilfordi (Lilford's wall lizard)
Lineage: Eukaryota; Metazoa; Chordata; Lepidosauria; Squamata; Lacertidae
Source: the annotation of a GenBank genome assembly